Molecule: messenger RNA, 1845 nt
Organism: Passer montanus (Eurasian tree sparrow)
Lineage: Eukaryota; Metazoa; Chordata; Aves; Passeriformes; Passeridae
Gene: MMP15
Product: matrix metallopeptidase 15
Exons: 9
Coding region: 82-1845 (587 amino acids)
Biological process (GO): collagen catabolic process; extracellular matrix organization; proteolysis
Cellular component (GO): extracellular matrix
Molecular function (GO): zinc ion binding; metalloendopeptidase activity
Source: RefSeq, a predicted model, not a curated record
CCUGCCGUGCCGGGCUGACGCGGCUCUCGCGGCCAGGCAUGGCUGCGGCUCUACGGGUACCUGCCGCAGCCCAGCCGCCGGAUGUCCACCAUGCGCUCGGCUCAGACCUUCUCCGCCGCGCUCGCGGAGAUGCAGAAGUUCUAUGGCAUCACCGUCACCGGCGUCCUGGACGAGGAGACCAAGGCGUGGAUGAAACGUCCCCGCUGUGGGGUCCCGGAUCAGUUUGGAGCACGGAUGAAGUCCAACAUGCGUCGGAAGCGGUACGCGCUGACAGGGCGGCGCUGGAGCCAGAGCCACCUCACCUUCAGCAUCCAAAACUACACGGAGAAGCUGGGUCGGUACCACUCCCACGAGGCUGUCCGACGAGCUUUCCGGGUGUGGGAGCAAGCCACGCCGCUGGUUUUCCGGGAGGUGGCCUACGAGGACAUCCGGCAGAAGAGGAAGAAGGAGGCUGACAUCAUGGUGCUCUUUGCCUCUGGAUUCCAUGGAGACAGCUCUCCCUUUGAUGGCCUUGGGGGAUUUUUGGCUCAUGCCUAUUUUCCUGGCCCCGGCAUGGGGGGGGACACGCAUUUCGACUUGGAUGAGCCCUGGACGCUGGAGAAUGCGGAUGUGUCUGGGAACAACCUUUUUCUGGUGGCCGUGCAUGAGCUGGGGCACUCGCUGGGCUUGGAGCAUUCCAGCAACCCCAGUGCUAUCAUGGCACCCUUCUACCAGUGGAUGGACACGGAGAACUUCCAGCUGCCUGAGGAUGACCUCAAGGGCAUCCAGCAGCUCUACGGUACCGCAGAUGGGCACCCUCAGCCCACCAAGCCUUUGCCCACCGUGACACCCCGGAGACCUGGCAGGCCAGACCAGAGACCCCCUAAACCUCCCCCUCCGGGGAAACCAGAGCGACCACCGAAACCUGGCAGCCCCGACCGACCUGACCAGUAUGGCCCUGACAUCUGCGAUGGGGACUUCGACACGGUGGCGGUGCUGCGCGGGGAGAUGUUUGUCUUCAAGGGCCGGUGGUUCUGGAGGGUCCGGCACAACCGGGUGCUGGACAACUACCCCAUGCCCAUCGGCCACUUCUGGCGGGGCCUCCCUGGGGACAUUGAUGCUGCCUAUGAGAGGCAUGACGGGAAGUUUGUCUUCUUUAAAGGUGACCGGUACUGGCUCUUCAGAGAAGCCAACCUGGAGCCCGGGUACCCACAGCCCCUGGUCACCUAUGGGCAGGGCAUCCCCUACGACAGCAUUGACACGGCCGUCUGGUGGGAACCCACAGGACACACCUUCUUCUUCCGUGGGGACAGAUACUGGCGCUUUAACGAGGACACGCGCUCGGUGGACCCUGGGUACCCAAAGCCCAUCUCUGUCUGGGUGGGCAUCCCUCCCUCGCCCAAGGGAGCCUUCCUCAGCCCAGAUGCAUCCUCCACCUACUUCUACAGAGGCACAAAGUACUGGAAAUUCGACAAUGAGCGUCUCAAGACAGAGCCAGGCUAUCCCAAAUCCAUCCUACGGGACUUCAUGGGCUGUCACACGGAGCUGGUCCCAGACCCCAAUCCCCGCUGGCCCGAUGUGGACCGACCCCCCUUCAACCCUGAUGGAGAUGGGGGGACUGAAGGUGAGGAGGAGGAGGAGGAAGAUGAGGAUUACAACGAGGGAGAUGGCCAGCCAGGCAGGGACGUGGACGUGGUGGUGCAGAUCGAUGAGUACACACGCACCAUGAGCGUGGUCAUGGUGCUGGUGCUGCUGGUGCUGCUGCUCUGCAUCCUGGGCCUCAUCUACGUCAUCGUCCAGAUGCAGAGGAAGGGGGCACCCCGAAUGCUCUUGUACUGCAAGCGCUCCUUGCAGGAGUGGGUCUGA